Molecule: messenger RNA, 932 nt
Organism: Corticium candelabrum
Lineage: Eukaryota; Metazoa; Porifera; Homoscleromorpha; Homosclerophorida; Plakinidae
Exons: 6
Coding region: 69-932 (287 amino acids)
Source: RefSeq, a predicted model, not a curated record
GGAUAAUUCGUUGUUUGUACUGGCUUCUUUCUUUCUUUCUCUGUUUCAUCGUCUAGAUUUGCCAGUUUAUGUCUACUGUCAGAAUGCCUGAAUUUGAAAUGAACAAAGAAUUAGAAUCAAUUGAAGCUUGUUGCAGCGAGUUAGAAGAUCAUCCAACUGAUCAUUUGACCAUCUCCAAACUAGCACAACUUAACAGACAUCAAACAGAUGUAAAUGAUCUUCAUCGAUCUGAUGUGACCAUACUUCAUGCUGACAUUGACAUCAACAUCGACAGUGCUAACGUUGUGACAGGAGCUGGCAAGAAGCUAGCUGCCUGUUUGAAUGUCAAGCAGUUGAAAGUCAAUUGUGUCAAUUUAGGAGAUCAAUCAAAUGAGCAAGUUGUUAUGCGACGAGUUCAAGCGGCUGGUUACGUUGUGUUACUUGUACUGUCCUCAGUACAGCCACCACAUUAUUGGAGGACUGUUGCGUCACUUAUUUCAGAGCUGGUAGCUAGUAAGCAUCGCAAAGUUUUGCCAAUUUACUUUGGACUUCGGAAAGAGUAUGCCAGAAAUGCAUAUCCAGAGAUUGCAAAAUUGUCUUCAUGGGAAGGAGAUGACUUUACUUCAAUGCUUAAAUGGGUGGAAGGUUCAGUAAUUAAUCAGUCUCUGCCCACCUUCAGUUAUCCUCUGUUGAACGUGAAGAGAGAGAUUACUUGUGUUGAUUCUCAAAGUGCUCCAAGUUGGGCAACUGAGCGUUCUAUGUUAUUGGAGAGCAUUUCUAGUUUUUUUGGAACUUUGCAUGGUGAUCAUAACAAGGCUGCUUCUGUUCGAACAGCAGAGUGCUGCAAAGCAAAGAAGAACAGAGGGAAAUUUGAGAAAUUUUCCGGAGAAACUAUCACAAGGUUGCUGAAAUCAAAGGAGACAAUAAGACUGCACUUCUCGCUUAUACAGUGA